AAGGAUUCUAAAUUGGGGUGAAAGAGUGGCAGUGAGGGAGAAUGGCUUCUGCUCCGAUUUCUAACGUCUUCGUCUAUGGCAGCCUCCUUGCUGACGACGUCGUUCGAGCCCUCUUAGGCAGCGGUUUAGUAUCAAGGAACAUGUUUACCCUGCAAAUUAUACGUGUUGAAGAUAAGAAAGUCGAUGGCAGGGUUCUGCUCGGCAUCACACCUCCAGAACUUCAUAUUCUGGAUGAAUUUGAGGAUGAAAGGGAACGUGUUGAUGUGAUUUUGAAGGAUGGUAUGGAGAAACUGAUAGCCAUCACAUACGUAUGGGAAAAUAAGACCGAUCCAAACUUAUAUGGAAGCUGGGAUUUUGAAGAGUGGAAAAUAUUGCACAUGGAUGGCUUCUUGAAGAUGACGAAGGGUUUCAUGAACGAAUUGGAGCUACCUGAUGCCAACACACGAGUUGCGACGUAUGAUUCAUUUUAUGAAGGGAUGGAUAAUAAGCACUCUAUUUCUUAAAUAUCAUGGUCCUGCAAUUUCGACUGUUGAUUAAUCUUCUCUUCUUAGAUGUUUAUGUAAGUAAAAUAAGAGCAAUGAACAGGUUGGCCAAGUUAGGAUGGAUGAUCCAUCCAAUUCAUUUCCAACGUGA
Messenger RNA from Salvia splendens (bonfire salvia), 633 nucleotides. RefSeq names its product AIG2-like protein D. The record is from RefSeq and is a predicted model, not a curated record. The transcript has 5 exons. Bases 42 to 503 code for a protein of 153 amino acids. NCBI's taxonomy places the organism in Eukaryota, Viridiplantae, Streptophyta, Magnoliopsida, Lamiales, Lamiaceae.